Messenger RNA from Xyrauchen texanus (razorback sucker), 6993 nucleotides. Its product is annotated as E3 ubiquitin-protein ligase HERC2-like. NCBI's taxonomy places the organism in Eukaryota, Metazoa, Chordata, Actinopteri, Cypriniformes, Catostomidae. The annotation marks the transcript as partial. Gene Ontology annotation, biological process: protein ubiquitination. The record is from RefSeq and is a predicted model, not a curated record. Gene Ontology annotation, molecular function: zinc ion binding; ubiquitin-protein transferase activity; protein binding. The transcript has 47 exons.
GUGUCUAAACUGAAGCUGCUGAGCUCUCAGCCUCGGUGGAAAAGAAUCACACAGAAACUCAUCAGAGACUGUCGCAAAAAGAGAGUGCUUAAGAAAUCAGAGUCAGCUGAUCUGGAGGAGUGUAAGCUGGAGAGGGAAGGGACCAAUGAAGAACCGCCUGCCCCAAUCAGUUCCCCCUCUGUGGACAAGAAACAAACCACUGUCAAAUCCUCAAAGGAUAAGUGGCAGCCUCUGCUGAACACCAUAGGCAAUGUUCAGAAGUAUCGCUGGUUGAAACACAGUGUUCAGGGCUCCUCCUCUCAGUCUAGCCUCAUGAGCACCAUUGUGGAGUUUGCUCUGAAAGAGGAGCCACUGGAUGUGGAGAAGAUGAGGAAAUGCCUCCUUAAACAGCUGGAGCGUGCUGAGAUCAGGCUGGAGGGUAUAGACACGAUGCUGAAGCUGGCAUCCAAAAGCUUCCUUCUGCCCUCCAUACAGUACGCCAUGCUCUGUGGCUGGCAGAGGGUCAUACCUGAAGGGACCAAUAUUGGGGAGCCUCUGUCUGACUGUCUAAAGGAUGUAGCUCUCAUUCCUCCAUUUAACCGCAUGCUGCUUGAGGUGACCUUUGGUAAGCUCUAUGCCUGGGCCAUUCAGAACGUCCGCAACAUCUUACUAGAGGCCAGUGUCAAAUUCAAAGAUCUGGGUGUGCAGCCAGUUCCUCUGCAGACUAUCACUAAUGAGAACCCUGCAGGCCCCAGUCUGGGUACCAUCCCUCAGGCACGCUUCCUGCUGUCCAUGCUCCACAUGCUUACCCUUAAACAUGGAGCCAACAGCCUCAGCCUUCUACUGAAUUCUGGCAUCCUUGCCCUUACCCAGAGUGUCCUCAAACUCAUCGGUCCCAGCUCUGACAACAGUGAGGAGGAACAAAUCUCUGGAGCUCAUGGGGGCUCUGCUACUGUUCUUGAGGAGUCAAGGAAAGAUACAACCCCCACUCCUCUCCCCGCCUCUGGCCCUGAGCUGGCUACUAUGAUGAAGAUCGGCACUAGGGUGAUGAGAGGACCCGACUGGAAAUGGGGAGACCAAGAUGGCCCACCCCCAGGCCUGGGGCGUGUGAUUGGUGAGUUGGGGGAAGAUGGCUGGAUUCGAGUCCAGUGGGACACCAGCAGUACCAACUCCUACAGGAUGGGCAAAGAGGGCAAGUACGACCUUAAACUUGCAGAGCCACCACCUGCCACUCAACCCACCACAGAGGACUCAGACACUGAAGAUGACUUGGAAGGGGAGGUGAUGGAGAAGAGGGCUCACCCCACUGCGAUCAUGUUGACCAGUACAGUUAAUCUGUUGAAGACACUGUCUCUGUCCUCUGGGAUCUAUGCUGAAGUGAUGCAGGUUGAGGCCAUUAGCACUCUUUGUGGUCUGCUCAGGAUACUAGUGGAGAGUGGAGCCAAUGACAAGACUGGUUGUUCGCCUCACAAGCUGGUGUCCCGUGAGCAGCACAGGAGCUGGUGCACUCUGGGGUUUAUUCGCAGUAUAGCUCUUAUGCCUCAGAUGUGCAGUACUCUUAGCUCCUCUGCCUGGAUCAAUCUGCUCAUCCGCAUUGUAGAGGGCCAUCAGUCCUUCACUGCAGUCACACUACAGAGACAGAUUCUUGCCCUUCGGCUUCUUCAGGCAGUGUUACCAUCAUGGGAUAAGACAGAGCGCUCUCAGGAUAUGACGUUCCUAGUGGAGAAACUCUUUGGAUUCCUGGGCUGCCUGCUCAGCACUUGUUCCUCAGAUCUGCCCCUCCUUAGAGAUGGUUCUAUCUGUAGAAGGAAGUCUCGCCCUCAAGCUUCUCUGACAGCCACUCACAGCAGUACUCUAGCAGAAGAAAUAGUAGCUGUACUGCGUACACUUCACUCCCUUGUUCAAUGGAAUGCCCUCAUUAACGAAUACAUUAACUCCCAGCUCAGUGGUAUCAGUGAUGUCAUGGCAGGGAGAUGCACCGAAGCGGCUCUGCUUGAAGACUACCUGCCCAAUGCAGAAUCCCCAGCGGUAGGCAGUCUGAUGGCUGUUUUGGCAGUCAUUGGUGGGAUUGAUGGACGCCUUCGCCUGGGCGGGCCGGUUGUUCAUGAGGAGUAUGGAGAAGGCACUGUAACCCGCAUCACACCUAAAGGACGAAUCACUGUGCAGUUCCACGAGAUGAGGAACUGCAAAGUGUGCCAGCUCAGUCAGCUCAAACCGGUUCAUAUGAUACCAUUCAGUGUUCAGAACCUGCCCUUCACUGAGCCGAUGCUAACUGUGUGGGCUCAGCUGGUCAAUUUAGCAGGGAGCAAACUGGAGAAACAACGCAUGAAGAAAUCCCUCAGCAGAGGACUUACGGCGGAUCAGGUGGAUUUGUAUUUGUUGAGGUGUCAGCAGCUCAGACUGUAUGUUCUGAAAGCAGCGCGUGCUCUCCUGUCCCACCAGGACAAACUGCGGCAGAUCCUCUCUCAGGCAGCUGUCGUAGAAGUCAGCCCCAACCCCACUGAGGAUCAGUGUUUAUCCUCUCCUGAUGUGGUUGAUUUGUCUCCUGAGGGUCCUCAGCCACCUCUCAUACUCCUCCAGCAGCUGCUGUCAGCCUCCACUCAACCUUCCCCUAUCAAAGCCAUCUUCCACCGGCAGGAGCUGGAGGCAGCGGCUCUGGCAGUUUGUCAGUACCUGGCUGUGGAGUCCACACACCCAUCCUCCCCUCUUUUUGAGGACAGCAGCUCCAGCGAGUCUACCACACCCAUCACUGUGAAGCACAUGCGCCCACCCAAGCAAAAGAAACCCAAGACCUCACCAGUGCCUCCUGCUCCCAUCGUACUACAGCUCAUGGAGAUGGGCUUUCAGAGAAAAAAUAUUGAGUUUGCCCUUAAAUCGCUGUCUGGAACCACAAGUGCCUCUGGAGUGCCAGGUGUAGAAGCUUUGGUGGGCUGGUUGCUGGACCAUCCAGAUGUGCACAUUACAGAUUUGUCAGAUGCAGACACUGCUUCAGAUGAAUGCUCGGAUGAAGAGGUCCUGGAAGAGCUAGAUGAGCCUGAGCCACCCUUCCCUGUGCCGCCUGGAGUUGUAGUCACUGAGACUCAAACGUUUAAAAAGAGAUCAGACUUUCAGAGCAAUGACGAUUAUGCUGUAUACAUAAGAGAAAACAUUCAGGUGGGCAUGAUGGUUAGAUGUUGCAGGACAUAUGAAGAGGUGUAUGAGGGAGACGUGGGGAAGGUGAUUAAACUGGACAGAGACGGGCUUCAUGAUCUGAAUGUGCAGUGUGACUGGCAGCAGAAAGGAGGCACUUACUGGGUCCGUUACAUCCACACCGAACUACUGGGUUUUCCUCCCCAGAGUUCUCCAUCUCAUAUAAAGAUUGGCGAUAAAGUGCGAGUGAAGCCCUCGGUCACGAUGCCAAAGUACAAGUGGGGAUCUGUCACUCACAGGAGUGUGGGUGUGGUCAAAGCUUUCAGUGCCAAUGGGAAAGAUGUGAUAGUGGACUUUCCUCAGCAGUCACACUGGACUGGACUGCUGUCUGAGAUGGAGCUUGUGCCCAGCGUGCAUCCUGGUGUCAGGUGUGAUGGUUGUCAGAUGUUCCCUAUAAACGGGCCCAGGUUUAAGUGUCGAAACUGUGAUGACUUUGACUUUUGUGAGAGCUGCUUCAAGACCCAUAAACACAACCCCAGACAUUCAUUCGGUCGAAUAAAUGAACCAGGUCAGUCACCCGCAUUCAGUGGGCGCUCUGGUAAGCAGCUGAAGAGACAUCCCAGCAGUCAGCAUGGCAUGCUGAUUGACGAAUGGUCCAGAUUGGUGAAGAACCUGAGUGUGUCCUCAUCUGUUAACCAGGCGUCUCGCCUAGUAGACUGUGCAGAUCAGUGCUGGCAGUCUUCAGGCUCUCAGGGCAAGCACUGGAUCCGGUUGGAGCUUUUCCCAGAUAUUCUGGUCCACAGACUGAAACUGAUAGUGGAUCCAGCUGACAGCACCUACAUGCCUUCACUGGUCGUUGUAUCAGGUGGAAGCUCUUUGAAUAACCUGGUUGAGUUGAAGACCAUCAACAUCAAUCCCACAGACACUGCUGUUUCUCUACUAAAUGACUGCACAGAGUAUAAUAGGUACAUUGAGAUUGCUAUAAAACAGUGCCGGAGUUCUGGGAUUGACUGUAAGAUCCAUGGCUUGAGUAUGGUGGGUCGUGUCCGUGCUGAGGAUGAAGAUCUGGCUACCGUGCCUUUCCUGGCAUCUGACAAUGAAGAGGAGGAGGAUGAAAAGACAGUGACUGGAAGUUUGUCACGAAAGAGGUCAUCAGGGCUCGAGUCUGCUGCCACUAUUAGAACCAAAGUCUUUGUUUGGGGUCUCAAUGAUAAGGACCAACUUGGAGGACUAAAGGGGUCCAAGAUCAAAGUCCCAUCAUUCUCAGAGACUCUUUCUGCGCUGAAUGUAGUGCAGGUAGCUGGAGGCUCUAAAAGUCUUUUUGCUGUGACCACUGAAGGUAAGGUAUAUGCAUGUGGAGAGGCAACCAAUGGAAGACUUGGUUUAGGACUGUCCAGUGGAACCAUCCCCAUACCACGACAAAUAUCUGCCCUAAGCAACUAUGUGGUGAAGAAGGUCGCUGUGCAUUCAGGUGGAAGGCAUGCCAUGGCAUUGACUGUGGAUGGUAAAGUGUUGUCUUGGGGUGAAGGAGAUGAUGGAAAGCUUGGACACUUCAGCCGAAUGAACUGUGAUAAGCCACGACUAAUCGAGGCAUUGAAAACAAAGCGUAUUAGAGAUAUUGCUUGCGGUAGCUCUCACAGUGCAGCGAUCACCUCCAGUGGAGAACUGUAUAGCUGGGGUCUGGGCGAAUAUGGCCGUCUGGGCCACGGGGACAACACCACCCAGCUUAGACCCAAACUGGUGAAGGUGCUUUUAGGUCACAGGGUUGUCCAGGUAGCUUGUGGAAGCAGAGAUGCUCAGACUCUUGCCCUUACAGAUGAAGGACUAGUGUUCUCAUGGGGAGAUGGAGACUUUGGGAAACUGGGCCGUGGGGGCAGCGAGGGUUGUAACAUUCCUCAGAACAUUGAGCGUCUGAAUGGGCAGAGUGUGUGUCAGAUCGAAUGUGGAGCUCAGUUCUCCCUCGCCCUGACCAAAUCUGGAGUUGUCUGGACCUGGGGAAAGGGAGAUUACUUCCGCCUGGGUCACGGAACAGACGUGCAUGUGCGCAAACCCCAAAUGGUUGAAGGACUACGUGGGAAAAAGAUUGUUCAUGUGGCCGUUGGGGCACUGCACUGCUUGGCCGUCACAGACACUGGACAGGUGUACGCAUGGGGGGAUAAUGACCACGGGCAGCAGGGGAAUGGCACGACCACGGUCAACAGGAAGCCUACACUUGUGCAAGGUCUGGAGGGGCAGAAGAUCACUCGUGUGGCCUGCGGCUCUUCUCACAGUGUGGCCUGGACCACCGUAGAUGUCACCACACCCUCCGUCCACGAGCCCGUCCUUUUCCAAUCUGCCAGAGACUCUCUGGGAGCCUCUUACCUUGGUGUGCCAUCAGACAGUGACCCAUCUUUACUGAGUAAUAAACUCAAUGGUGCGAGUAGUGUGAAGCCCAACAGGCCAUCUUUGGCAAAGAUCCUGCUCUCUCUGGAUGGUAAUCUGGCCAAACAGCAGGCAUUGUCCCAUGUUCUCUCUGCCCUGCAGAUCAUGUAUGCCAGGGAUGCAGUGGUUGGAGCUCUGAUGCCUGCCUGUAUGAUACCUCUUGAGUGCCCCUCUAGCUCUCCUGUGCCCCCUUCAGACUGCUCAUCAGUGUCCAGUCCCUCUGAGGCUGAGGGUCCAGCCCUGCCCUCCGAGACAGAGGAGCUCAUCAGUCCACACCCCUGGAUGGACAGCAAAAGAGGAGAGGUGACCACAUCUGAGGAUGCCACUACCCCCUCAUCGGCUGUGACUCCCUCUGCUGCCUCUGCCUCAUCUCGCCCCUUCAUCCCUGUGACAGAUGACCCUGGAGCUGCAAGCAUCAUUGCUGAGACCAUGACCAAAACCAAAGAGGACUCAGAGUGUCAGAGUAAAGCAGUGGGUCCAGAGCCACAGUAUCUGGAUGAGUUCACCAUUCUUCUUGUUCCUGAUGACACGCGUGUGAUAGUGGACCUGUUGAAACUAGCCGUGUCUCUACGCUCAGGUGAUAAAGGCAAAGAAGUGCUGUCUGCUGUGCUCUCUGGCAUGGGUACAGCCUACCCACAGGUGGCAGAUAUGCUGCUAGAGUUGUGUGUGACUGAGUUGGAGGAUGUGGCAACAGACUCUCAAAGUGGACGGCUGUCCUCUCAGCCAGUGGUUGUUGAGAGUAGUCACCCAUACACUGAUGACACAUCCACCAGUGGAACAGUGAAAAUACCAGGUGCUGAAGGGUUGAGGGUGGAAUUUGAUCGACAGUGUUCUACAGAAAGGAGACAUGACCCCCUUACUAUCAUGGAUGGAGCUAAUAGAAUUGUGUCUGUUCGAUCAGGUCGAGAGUGGUCUGAUUGGUCCAGUGAGUUGAGAAUUCCAGGAGACGAGCUCAAGUGGAAGUUCACCAGUGACGGCUCUGUUAAUGGCUGGGGCUGGCGCUUUACUGUCUAUCCCAUCAUGCCUGCUGCUGGUCCUAAAGACCUCCUGUCAGAUCGUUGUAUUCUGUCCUGCCCAUCUAUGGAUCUAGUAACAUGUCUUCUAGACUUCCGCCUGAACUUUGCUUCAAAUCGCAGCAUCGUGCCAAGGCUGGCAGCCUCACUUGCUGCUUGUGCCCAGCUCAGUGCCUUGGCGGCUGGUCAUCGAAUGUGGGCCCUGCAGAGGUUACGAAAGCUCCUGACCUCUGAAUAUGGCCAGUCCCUUAACAUCAACCGCCUGCUAGGAGACAGUGAAGGAGAUUCUCGGACUAUGAGCUUCACAGGAAGUGCACUAGCAGCUCUUGUGAAAGGACUUCCUGAGGCUUUACAGAGACAGUAUGAUUAUGAGGAGCCAGUAGUCAGAGGAGGAAAGCAACUGCUCCACAGCCCUUUCUUCAAGGUGUUGGUGGCACUUGCAUGUGAUUUG